CUGAAAACAGGCCGUCGGAACCUGAGGAACCCACGCCAGGUUUACAGGGGGGGCAGGGGGGACCCCUUACAGAGCGACACGCCUGCAGUCUUUGCUGGAGAAUGUAGCUGCACCUUCUCCACCUGCUGACCAAAAUACACUGCACAAGAUGGGAGCACCUGAGAAGGGACUCUUCUCAGUCAUAGAGAAACUGAAGGGUGCCGCGGAACAGGAAGUGAGGAUCGUCCUCCUGGGUCUGGACAACGCGGGGAAGACCACGCUGCUCAAGAAGCUUGCCUCCGAAGACAUCAGCACCAUCACGCCCACACAGGGAUUUAACAUCAAGUGUGUGGCCUCAAAUGGCAUGAAGCUGAACGUGUGGGACAUCGGGGGGCAGAGGAAGAUCCGCUCCUUCUGGAAAAAGUACUUAGACAACACAGAUUUGCUGAUCUACGUCAUAGAUAGUGCCGACAAGAAGCGGUUUGAGGAGACAGGGCAGGAGCUCUCCGAGCUGGUGCUGGAGGAGAACCUGCAGGGCGUGCCCAUCCUCAUCUUCGCCAACAAGCAGGACCUGGCCACGGCCUCCGCCGCCAGCGACAUCGCCGAGGGGCUCAGCCUGCACACGUACCGCGACCGCCAGUGGCAGAUCCAGGCCUGCUCCGCACUGUCCGGGGAGGGGGUGCAGGAUGGCAUGAAUUGGAUUUGUAACAGCAUCUGCAAUCUGAAAAAAUGAGCCUGGUCAACCACGGCUUCGACCGCAC
Molecule: messenger RNA, 740 nt
Organism: Anguilla anguilla (European eel)
Lineage: Eukaryota; Metazoa; Chordata; Actinopteri; Anguilliformes; Anguillidae
Product: ADP-ribosylation factor-like protein 3
Exons: 6
Coding region: 149-712 (187 amino acids)
Biological process (GO): cilium assembly
Cellular component (GO): microtubule cytoskeleton; cytoplasm
Molecular function (GO): GTPase activity; GTP binding
Source: RefSeq, a predicted model, not a curated record